AUGCCGCCCGACGAGACCAUGUCCUCUCCAGGAUUCCAGACUACCCGCAAAAAGGAAUCCUUCGCCUCCCCCUGGCCCACCCCACCAAUGAGGCGUUGCAUGCGGGCCCAGCGUAGGCUUGAGGGAUGCCAUGUGGCCCAGUCAUCAUCACAACAAAACUCCCGCCGGUCGGGCGACCUGCACUUCGCCCUCUAUGCCCCGGACUGCCCGUCGCGCAUGUCCUUCUCCAGCCGGACUGCAGCUGACGACGAUCCGUUACGUGCCGACCGACAUGGUAAUGGUGAUGGUGAUGGUGAUGCAGAACCUUCAGCCGCAGACGCAGACGCAGACCGCCGCCGCCCAACAGACCGACUCCGACACCGCCUGACCAUGGAGUCCAGGCCAAGGUCCAUCAUCGGUUCUGCGUGCCUGGCGCUCGAGUCCACCGUUGGCAAGACCGUCGCCGACGUCACAAACUUUGUCCGCCACUGCCGCCCCGCCAGGGCAGACCUCACCCCGAUCACCCGGGAGCUGUCCGAGCUGCAGAUGGUCCUGGAGCUGCUUAACGACUUUGGACAGUAUGGGCAGUACGGAGAGAACCGCCAGCAGGACGCCAUCCCCCCAGAGCUGCAGGCUCACCUCAGGCCCAUCCUCAGCAACUGUAUCACGGUGGUGCUGCGCAUCGACGGCGUGCUUCGGCGCCAUGGCCAGGGCGAGGCCGAUGGGUCUGCCAAAUGGACUGCACAGGGCAGGACGGAGAUGGCUGAGCUGCGGCCCUCGCUGGAGGUGCACCGUGGCGCACUAGGUCACAUCUCUGAUCUCAUCUCGAUAUCUAUCUCGAGGGCGUCCAAGGACCGCGACCCCGGAAGCACUCAGGAGGCCGGGCUUCAGGUCAAGGAUGUGAUCGAAGAUCUCCAGGACGUGAGGUCGUCUAUUCUCGUCAGCGACAGCAACGCCACCCUGGCACGACAGCACUUUGCAUUGCAGGUCCACCUCGGCCAGAUUAUCGCCUACGCGGAGACGCUCAACAGACCGGAUGCGUGGGACGAGGCGGUAAAGGCUAUUGAUGCUGCGGGGGAGGACGGAGAGGCCGGACCCUCAGAACCAACUUCGGAGCCAGUAUCUCCCAUCACGUCGAUAAGAGAGAGCCCAUCACAGGAUCGCAUUGUCGAGAGCCUACGCGCAAGGCCCAAAUCAUACUCCCCAGCAUUGUCCAGCGCAACCAUCGGCGCAGCGAGGACAACAAACCACACAACCACACUAAGUAUUCCGAGCAGGAAGGCGAUCAUAGUAUCGCCGCUGACCACCGGGGGAUUAUCUGUCAACACUUUCGGCGGCUCAAAUCGAGAACAGGGGGGGUCAAUAUCACCAAUGACAUAUAGAGGACCGGCAAAUGAGGAGAACACAACAAAUGCUCCAGAACCUGCCGAGGAGGAGUCGGAACCGAUAUCGCCAAUGAGUUUUGGGAAGCCUGCGUCGGCAGAGGAAGCAGAAGACGCGCCUGCACCCAUAGAGACACCACCGACCGACCCGGGGGUGUUCGAUACAGAAAACAAGGCCAUUUCAGGUGAGUUACUCGUGCCGGGGGCAACCGCGCACAGGAUAGGAAUCGCGCCGAGCAGGGUGAGCACGGCAGCUUCCAGCUACAUAGAAGACAUGGAAGACAGGGAAGAGGAGAUCACAGAGGAGGCCCUGGCCUUCGCCCAGGUCCCCGUCCACAUCAUGGGGCGGCUAUCAGUGAACCUGGUCGGGCAAGUCUACACCAACAACUCAGGCCGGAGCUGUUCGGACGGGACGAGCUUCGACAGGUCCAUCUCGACGUUCGAGACGGAGGGCGAGAUGGAGGAGGCCGAGGGCGAGGGGUACGCCGCGUCGACGGGGACGAGCGACACCGGCAGCCUCCGGGACGGGCACCUGCAAUUCUCCCAGAUCGACGUGACACAAGUGACACCACCCGCGGCCACCCAGGAGGCCCACCCCGGCGAGCAGGUGCUGCCACAGCAGGCGGCGGGGCACCCUCCACCAGCGCAGGCGCCGCAACCACCACAACCACCACCACCACCAUCGCCCCCGUCGCGCCAGAUCCGCGAGCAGGCCUCGAUGUCGACCAUGAACACGCAGACCUUCCUGCAGGGCAAGCCGCUCCCCCGGACCCCCCUGGUGUACGUGCCGCAGUACCCGGGGCCCUUCAUCCGCAAGAAGGUGGUGGUGGUGGGCAACUUCAGCUGCGGCAAGACGUGCCUGAUCACGCGCAUGGCGCGGGGCCACUACCCCAGGGGGGACGGCAACGGCGACCGCGCGGGCGUGACGGAGACGGUCAGGGUGUCGGUCGACGAGGAGCCGGUCGAGCUGUCCCUGUGGGACAUCCGGGGCAUCGACUACGACCCGUCGUGGCUCGGCGGCGCGCAGGUGGCGCUCAUCUGCUUCAGCGUGAACAUCGCGUCGACGGACGCGAAGGGGAAGCACCUCGGGCGGUGGGUAACAGAAGUAAACCGCAACUGCCCGGGCGCCGCCAUCCUCCUCGUCGGCCUCAAGAGCGACAUCCGCUGGCACGCCAAGACGGUCGAGAAGCUGCGCAAGCACGGCAAGACGCUCGUGACCCCGGAGCAAGGGGAGCAGCUGCGCGACAGCAUCGGCGCCACCCGCUACCUCGAGUGCUCCGCCCGCACGGGCGACGGCGUGCUCGAGGUCCUCGAGGAGGCGACGCGCGCCUCGCUGCUCGUCAACAACGAGGGCUCCAAGAAGGGCCACCGCCGGCCGCUCUCGCGGAUCGGCAAGUUCCUCGGCCUGGGGGGCCGCUCGGACUGA
Molecule: messenger RNA, 2787 nt
Organism: Diaporthe citri
Lineage: Eukaryota; Fungi; Ascomycota; Sordariomycetes; Diaporthales; Diaporthaceae
Exons: 2
Coding region: 1-2787 (928 amino acids)
Biological process (GO): small GTPase-mediated signal transduction
Molecular function (GO): GTPase activity; GTP binding
Source: RefSeq, a predicted model, not a curated record